Molecule: messenger RNA, 601 nt
Organism: Neltuma alba
Lineage: Eukaryota; Viridiplantae; Streptophyta; Magnoliopsida; Fabales; Fabaceae
Product: cyclin-dependent protein kinase inhibitor SMR3-like
Exons: 1
Coding region: 134-601 (155 amino acids)
Biological process (GO): regulation of DNA endoreduplication
Cellular component (GO): nucleus
Source: RefSeq, a predicted model, not a curated record
AACUAGCUCAUAAAAACAAGGUGGAGAAAAACCCUCUCUUCAUGGGCACACCCAUUUUCAUCCACUUCUAUAUAUCUACAUCUACUUGCGUAAUUAAUUUCUCCGCGUUAUCCGUAUUCCAGGCUCGGACCUGAUGCUUUACGAGAUGGGAUUCAGUCUGUUGGCAAGGCCCACUGUGGAAUUCCACGAUGAAACGAAAUGGCCAAGUACUUCAACCCAAGAAGAUGCCGAGCUUUGUGGCGACCACCCAGAAGGCGAAAAAGAACGAGAACGACCCCGCAAUAUUGUUUCCGCAGCUAAUUUGAAGCUCAAAAUUCCACCCCGCGAUCUCCAGGCUGAGAAAGAUCUUGAUGAAUCAAACGAUGAGUGCAAGACUCCAACACUUUCGGGUCACAAAAUCCCAUCGAGCCUGCCGUGUCCGCCUGCUCCCAAGAAGCCCAAAUCAAUUCCAUCCGGCAAGCGAAAACCUUGCGCCACCGGAAAUUUUCUUGAUCUGUCCAAAGAGAUCGAAUCUUUGUUUCCGGCGCCGUUGCUGCUAGAUCUUUACGGUAAGAUUAAGAAAGUGAGACGAGGAAAUGGCACUCCAAUGAUCGAUGAGUAA